Molecule: messenger RNA, 1599 nt
Organism: Entrophospora sp. SA101
Lineage: Eukaryota; Fungi; Glomeromycota; Glomeromycetes; Entrophosporales; Entrophosporaceae
Source: the annotation of a GenBank genome assembly
AUGGCAUCAAAAAAUUCGAGGAAUAGUACUUUUCAUGCAAGUUUUCUUGAUGGUUUAAGAGGUUUAGCUGCACUUUCAGUAGUUUAUUCACAUUCACAAACUACAUUCAAACAAAUUCUUCCUUAUAAUACAUAUAAUAUGAUUGGUUUUGAUGGCGUUCGAUGUUUUUUUGUACUGUCAGCUUUUUUAUUAACAUUUCGUGCAAUGUUAGAAUGGGAAGCAUACCUUGAAAAAAGAAAUAUUUCAAAGGAGAAAAAAGAGGUGGAAGAGAUGGCGAAUAUUAACGGUAAUGAUAACGAAGAGAGUACUGGAUCAAAUACAUCAAAUCCAUCAUUAAAUGAUGACGACAAGAAUAAUUAUAAUGAGCAAUAUCAUGAAAAAACUAUAGAACUAGGUAUUAAAGUAACGAAAAGUUUAUCAACAAGGAAAAGAAUGUUCUCGAAAUUAUGCGAAGAUAAUAAUUUGAUACCAAUUAAAAUAUGGGCCAAAUUUUUUCUACGCAGGUUUAUGAGAGUAUAUCCACCUUAUGCCAUUCUUUUGAUUUUAGUUACAUAUAAUCAAUUUAUUGGCGAAUCAUAUUUUCAAGCUAUAACUCCUGAUAACCUUGUUCCUCAUCUUACCUUAAGUAAAGGCGAAUUCAUUUUUUGGUCAAUACCACCUGAAAUGAUGUUUUAUUGUGUUAUUCCAAUAAUUGUAAUAGGAUAUGUAGGACUUGGUGAUAUAGGGAAAAAACUUAUGAAAAUCACUAGCUAUAAUGAAAAAAAAGGAGAAUUUAUUGGCCGGUUUAUUGCCUUUUCUAUAAUAGUACUUGCACGUACAAUCAUUGCAUUCAAUCUUUAUGGUAAAAAUCCUUUACUGUUAGAGGGCACAGCUCAUUAUUUUUUAGCUGGAUCAUUAGGAGCUAUAUUAUAUAGAGAAGCUAUUAGAUUAAAUUUAUUACCAAAAAGUGAAGAGGAUGAGAAAAAAGAAGAUAACGAGAACAAUGAUGAUGAAAAUGAUAACGAAAUUCGAAGAAACCCUAAAAACAAAAUAUAUUUAUUAGCGUCAUUAGUAUAUAAUUAUUUUUACAAAAAAUUACCUACAUUUCACACAAUACUUCGUAAAGUAUUUGAUUUAUCUUGUUAUGUAAUGUUUAUAAUAAUUUUAUGCACAAUGCCAAGAUUAUCAUCAAAAGUCUUGGGCUAUUUAUAUAAUCUUCAAUUGGAAUUGAAUGCAGGAGGACUACUUUAUUCAACCUUAAUUCUACUUGGAUUAUUAUCGCGUAAUGAAUCAUUUGUGAAUUUAUUGUCAUUGAACUAUUUUCGCUUUUGUGGUAAAAUUUCAUUUAGUAUCUAUCUUUUGCAUCCAAUAGCUUUCAAUCUAGUGAAUAAUUAUAUUAGUAAUUAUCUUACAUUUAUUGGUAAUGUUGAAACACUCAAGGAUGUAGAUCAAUCAGAUGAAUUUGAAAAAAAUAAUGAUAUUUUUGAUUCGGUGAUGUUAAGUUUUUUGGUUACAAUAGUUUUAUCAUGGUUUUAUUACCACUUGGUUGAAUUACAGUCAAUGAAUUUGGCAAAUUAUAUUGCAAAAAGAUGGUUAAAUAUUAGCAAAAGAAUGCGAUGA